Molecule: messenger RNA, 627 nt
Organism: Caenorhabditis remanei
Lineage: Eukaryota; Metazoa; Nematoda; Chromadorea; Rhabditida; Rhabditidae
Exons: 4
Coding region: 1-627 (208 amino acids)
Source: RefSeq, a predicted model, not a curated record
AUGCAAUACACUUUGAUCUUUUGCAUUUUCCUUCUUGCUGUUGGCUCCUACGCCCAAAUAACACAAGCUGGAAAAGAUGCCAUCGUCAGUGCACACAACACUCUUCGCUCGAAAAUUGCGAAAGGGACGUACAACGCUCGUGGAGACAUCCGACGUGCUGCAAUCAACAUGAAGAGUGUGGGAUGGAAUGAUGACUAUGCUAUUGAUGCUUACCGAUCCAUUGCUCAGUGUCCUGCAAACAUUGCAAGACCAACAAACGGACGUGGAGCUAAUAUUAAAGUGGUCGAUGUGUCCGGAACUCAAGUUGCCGAUGACUACGCUAAACAAGCCAUAGCAGAAUGGGAAAAUCAAUUCCAAGAAAAAGGAUGGCCGGAGAAUAAUACCGUAACCGCCAAUCUAGCUACCAUAGGACUUGCCGAAGCUACUCAAAUGGCCUACUGGCACGCUGGAUCAAUUGGUUGUGCCUCUCAAAAAUGUGGAUCAAAAGUUGCUACUGUUUGUCAUUACAGUGCAAAGCCGACUGAGGGACAACAAAUCUACACCAUGGGACCAACUUGCUCAAGAUGCCCAGAUUUCUACGUAUGUAAUCAAGCCACCGGACUUUGCAAUUAUCAAAACACUGGAUAA